AAAGAUAUAAUCAAUAACAAAAUAAUAUCUUGGUUCUCGAGAAAAACUUAAUUAAUAUUGAAAAAGUGUAAAAUAAAUACCAAUUCCAUUUGGUAUGUUUCGUGCGAUUAGUGCGAAAUGUUGUUUUUAUUGUAUAAACUAACGUGUUGAAUAGGCUAUAGCAGUUUUUGUUAUGAAGCCCGUCGAGGUAGACUUGGUGAAAAUGAUCGAAGCCAAUAAGAUACGCAAGGAGAAGAAAUUGUCAGUAAGUUCCAUCUCCAACACUCCUCCGGUCGAUCUAAAGCCCCGAGUAGUCACGGUCCAGCAGCCAGAUUCAAAAAAACUGUACACGCCGACCUCGACGGCCAAAAAAGAAAACACAAAGAAAGUGGUACAGGAUGCUACCAGAGAAAUACAAAUCUGCAUCGAAAGCUCCAAUUGGCGUUUGGACUUGAGCAAGUCGGGUCUGACAAUGGUGCCGAAUACCAUAAAAGAAGCGACACAAUUGACCGAGCUUUACUUAUACGGUAACAAAUUGACCACUUUACCGCCGGAAAUGGGGUGUCUUGUAAAUUUGCAGACGCUGGCUCUGAGUGAAAACGUUCUGACCAGUCUGCCCAAUUCGCUGGCUUAUCUCACCAGUCUAAAAGUAUUAGAUUUGCGACACAACAAACUAACUGAAAUUCCAGACGUCGUGUAUAAGCUCGACACGCUCACAACGUUAUUCUUGAGGUUCAAUCGUAUACGUAGGGUAAAUGAUGAUAUUAGCAAACUAGUCAACUUAGUCAUGCUUAGCUUGCGAGAAAAUAAAAUCAAAGAACUAUCGGCCGGAAUCGGUAAGCUGCAACGACUCAUCACGCUUGAUGUUUCCCAUAACCAUUUGGAACAUUUACCAGAAGAAAUCGGAAGCUGCAUUCAGCUUUCCACGUUGGAUCUUCAACACAACGAACUCAUCGACAUUCCCAACACAAUUGGUAAUCUUACACUAUUAACGCGACUAGGACUACGAUACAAUAGAUUGAAAGCGUUACCGAGUUCCUUGAGUAGCUGUAACCGUAUGGACGAGUUCAACGUCGAGGGCAAUAUGCUGAGCUCAUUACCCGAUGGUCUUCUUGCUAAUCUAAAAGAAAUGAGCAGUAUAUCGCUAGCCAGAAAUAGUUUUACGUCGUAUCCGACUGGCGGGCCUGCGCAAUUCAUGACGGUAGACACGAUCAGUUGUGAACAUAACAAAAUCGAUAAAAUACCUUACGGGAUAUUUUCCAAAGCCAACUACUUGACCAAGUUAACCAUGAGAGACAACGCUUUGACGUCGUUACCAUUGGAUGUGGGUUCCUGGACCACUAUGGUCGAGCUGAACUUAGCGACAAAUUUGAUUACCAAAAUACCUGACGACAUACAGUACAUGAAUUCGCUGGAGGUAUUGAUUUUGUCUAACAACUUGCUGAAACGACUGCCUGCCACAAUAGGGAACAUACAGAAACUCAGAGUGCUGGACUUGGAAGAAAACAAACUCGAAAUAUUACCUCAAGAAAUAGGCUACCUGCGAGAGCUACAAAAGUUAGUAUUACAAGCCAACCAGUUGCUGACCUUACCUCGCGCCAUUGGUCAUCUUACGAAUUUGACCCAACUGAAUGCAGCAGAAAACAAACUGACCACGUUGCCAGAAGAAAUCGGCACGUUAGAGAACUUAGAGGCUCUCUUCAUUAACGAUAAUCUAAGUCUUCAUCAUUUACCUUUUGAGCUCGCUCUUUGUUCCAAACUAAAAUUGUUGGGAAUUGACAACUGCCCUUUGAGUCAACUCGGUGAUGCCGCCAAAGGUGGACCUUCCAUAGUGAUGAGUUAUCUCAAAGUAAAUGGCCCAUACCGUACACUAUAAAGAUUUUGAUCCAAAUUCGAGACUAUGUAUAUUUAUUGCAGUGAGUUUUUUUUAGACAACUUGUUGGUAUCUUAAUUUAAACCGAUUGAUUUUAAAAAUAUUAAUGUCAAAACUACAAAAUAACGUGCUACAGCUGUAGCACAUUAUGGGUACAACCGUCCUUUAUAUUGUUUCUGUAUCAGGAUAAAAAAAAAAAAGUCUCUUUUUAUUCGUUUGACGUGAAACACUGAUUAAUUCAAAUAGUUAUUAUUUUAUUAUUAAUGUUCUUGUCAAUUGUAUCAAAUAUAAUAUAAUACUUUAUAUUUAGCCGUAAUUACUUGAAUCAAAUUCUAUUGUUUAACAAAAAGUUUAAGUCAACAUCGAUAGUGCAAACAGGAAUUUAAAGUAUGCAUUCAGAUUUAGAAUUCUAAAAUAUUCCAGAAUUUCUUUUUAUUAAUAAAAUCCAAAUUUAGAAACUAGUUAUUGAUAAUAUCUGGAUGAAUCAGACAUGUACAAAUUGUUAAAAUGAAUCGAAAUAAUAUUUUAGUAUAUUUAUCGUCCUGUUUUUUAAUGACUUACAAGAUUUAAAAAUUGUUAUUUUAAUUACUUAUAAAGUUAUAUAACAUUUAUUCAGCACAGAUAUAAGUAAAUGUGUGUUGUACCUUUUUCCACGCAAUUUAACGUAACGUAACGGUGAACUUAACGUAAGUGAACAGUGAUAAAGUUUGCAUUGUCAAAAUAUUUAUUAAAAUAUUGUUAUAUCGUCGUUUGUUAAAUUAAAACAGUUAUCAACAGCUCAUUUUGUUAAUUAUGCAAAUUUCGUUACUAUUUACACGUAAUAUUAUCUUUCGUUUAAGCACAAAAAAAUGCAUAUUUAGUGGAAAAACCAAUUUCAAUUUUUUAUAAAUCUGUGAUGUAUACAAUAUUUUUUAAGCGGAAAAAAAAAAUUAUUUUUUAUUGUACAACUUUAAGUGCUAUUUGUGACAUGUCAUUAAUGAAAACUACCAUACAAUUAAUACAAGAACA
Molecule: messenger RNA, 2860 nt
Organism: Adelges cooleyi (spruce gall adelgid)
Lineage: Eukaryota; Metazoa; Arthropoda; Insecta; Hemiptera; Adelgidae
Gene: Sur-8
Product: leucine-rich repeat protein soc-2 homolog
Exons: 1
Coding region: 173-1855 (560 amino acids)
Molecular function (GO): protein binding
Source: RefSeq, a predicted model, not a curated record